Molecule: messenger RNA, 2537 nt
Organism: Morus notabilis
Lineage: Eukaryota; Viridiplantae; Streptophyta; Magnoliopsida; Rosales; Moraceae
Product: probable sulfate transporter 4.2
Exons: 17
Coding region: 141-2240 (699 amino acids)
Biological process (GO): transmembrane transport
Cellular component (GO): membrane
Molecular function (GO): secondary active sulfate transmembrane transporter activity
Source: RefSeq, a predicted model, not a curated record
AUUUAUUUGUGUUUGAUUUUCAUUUCUUUAAUCCUGGGGGACUCUGAGAGCCACGAACUCUCUUUGUGGCGUCCCGGUCCGCUAUUCUUUUCUUUUUUGCGCGGGGGAGCAGUAUAUGGUUCAAUGCGCCGGUGGUGCGCAUGGAGAUAACCUACGCAUCUCCAAGCUCCACUGACCUCGCCGCCGCCGCCAUGCCGACAUCCACGACGAGACCGGUCAAGAUUAUUCCCUUGCAGCACCCCUCUAUGACGUCGUCUUCGUCGUCGUCAACCUCUCGCCCUGCCGCUCUUUUCUCCCGAUGGACCUCCAAGGUCCAGAGCAUGUCCUGGAUCGAUUGGCUCGAGCUUUUGUUGCCUUGCUCCCGCUGGAUUCGAACCUACAAAUGGCGCGAGUAUCUCCAGAUCGAUGUCAUGGCUGGAACCACCAUCGGUGUCAUGCUUGUUCCUCAGGCAAUGUCUUAUGCAAAAUUAGCUGGGCUCCAACCAAUUUAUGGACUUUACUCUGGUUUUGUGCCUUUAUUUGUCUAUGCCAUAUUUGGGUCAUCACGUCAGCUUGCUGUCGGUCCAGUAGCGUUGGUUUCUCUCUUGGUCUCGAACGUCUUAAGUGGAAUUGUUGAUCCCUCUGAUGAUUUAUACACAGAAAUGGCAAUUUUAUUGGCACUCAUGGUUGGGAUAUUGGAAUGCGUUAUGGGGCUUUUGAGGCUUGGAUGGCUUAUUCGUUUUAUCAGUCACUCUGUGAUUUCUGGCUUCACAACUGCUUCAGCCAUUGUCAUUGCCUUAUCUCAAGCAAAAUACUUUUUAGGAUAUGAUAUAACACGAAGCAGCAAGAUCAUACCACUGGUUAAGAGCGUCAUAGAGGGAGCACAUGGGUUUUUGUGGCCCCCUUUUGUAAUGGGAUCAAUCAUUCUUGCAAUACUUCUCGUCAUGAAACAUUUGGGAAAAUCAAGGAAGUAUCUACGAUUCCUGAGAGCAGCUGGUCCGCUCACAGGGGUUGUUGUGGGCACAACUUUUGUGAAAAUAUUUCAUCCAUCUUCUAUAUCAUUGGUAGGAGAUAUACCGCAAGGGCUUCCAAAAUUUUCUAUUCCUAAAGGUUUCGGAUACAUCACGUCCUUGAUACCAACUGCUCUGCUCAUUACAGGUGUUGCCAUAUUGGAAUCUGUCGGUAUUGCAAAAGCAUUAGCAGCAAAGAACGGAUACGAGUUAGACUCAAAUCAAGAGUUGUUCGGUCUCGGUGUUGCAAAUGUUUUUGGUUCAUUUUUCUCAGCAUACCCUUCAACAGGUUCCUUUUCUAGAUCAGCCGUCAGUCAUGAAAGUGGAGCAAAAACAGGAUUAUCAGGAAUUGUUACAGGAAUCAUAAUGGGCUGUGCACUUUUGUUUUUGACUCCGUUGUUUAAGUACAUACCCCAGUGUGCCCUUGCCGCCAUCGUGAUCUCUGCUGUUAUGGGCUUGGUGGAUUACGAGGAGGCCAUCUUUUUAUGGCGUGUAGAUAAAAAGGAUUUUCUUCUUUGGACCAUCACUGCCACUACAACCUUAUUUCUUGGCAUUGAGUUCGGUGUCCUUAUUGGGGUUGGCGCUUCACUCGCUUUUGUCAUCCACGAGUCAGCAAACCCACACAUUGCUGUGUUGGGGCGCCUUCCGGGAACUACUGUUUAUAGAAAUGUUAGACAAUAUCCUGAAGCGUAUACUUAUAAUGGAAUUGUAAUUGUACGGGUUGAUGCACCUAUUUACUUCGCAAACAUAAGUUACAUAAAAGACAGGUUACGUGAGUACGAAGCUGAUGUUGAUAGAUGUAGUAGACGUGGACCAGAAGUUGAAAGAAUUUAUUUUGUGAUUUUAGAGAUGUCGCCUGUUACAUAUAUAGACUCCAGUGCCGUUCAAGCUUUAAAAGACCUGCAUCAAGAAUACAAGAUGCGGGACAUCCAGAUUGCCAUUUCCAAUCCAAACCGAGAAGUUCUACUGACCCUAUCAAGAGCAGGUGUUGUAGAGAUGAUUGGUAAGGAGUGGUAUUUCGUGAGAGUUCACGACGCUGUCCAAGUUUGCCUGCAGUACGUUCAAGGGUUAAAAGAGACGCGGAGAACAGCUGACCCUGUCAUAGGGGAGAAACCAAGUUUCAUUCAGAGGUUGCUGAAACAAAGAGCAGAGGACUCAUCGAUUGUCCAGUUAGAGUCUGGCUACCUAAGAUCACCAGCUUCAGAAGACAAUGAUCCUCAACUGGAGCCACUCUUGUCUCGAAAGGCUUGAAAUGUGCUCGAUUUUUCACAACCACAAUGCUGCCUGUAUUUUUUGCAAGGCAGUGCUUACAAACUUAUAGUUGACUUAUUCUGUCUCAAUUUUUUUAGCGGGUUCAGGUUUGAUUAUUGUAGUAUAUAAUUAGACUUCUUUUUGUAAAAUGUUAUGCAGUAAAUUAUAUGUAAUACGACCACGAAAAUGCAUUGGUUCAAUCAUAAGCCAUUAAAUAUGUUUGAAAAACAGGUUUAAAUAACCAGACAAGUUGAAUUGGUUGUUUGCCUCAAAAUUAAAGAGGGGCUUGGAGUUUUA